Messenger RNA from Pecten maximus, 1489 nucleotides. RefSeq names its product violet-sensitive opsin-like. Gene Ontology annotation, molecular function: G protein-coupled receptor activity. Gene Ontology annotation, cellular component: membrane. Gene Ontology annotation, biological process: G protein-coupled receptor signaling pathway. The record is from RefSeq and is a predicted model, not a curated record. The coding region runs from base 5 to 1018 and encodes 337 amino acids. NCBI's taxonomy places the organism in Eukaryota, Metazoa, Mollusca, Bivalvia, Pectinida, Pectinidae. The transcript has a single exon.
CAAUAUGGAGCAGACGACAGUUCUGGAUGGUUGGGAUAACAUUACGUCCGAUGAAGAUAUACCAACACGAACGCUUCACCAGGUAGGAGCCACACUGAUCGGGUCCUCGGGCUUCAUUGCCAAUACGAUUAUAUUAAUCGCAAUUUUGAAGGCAAAACUUUAUCGCCAAAAUGUGAUUUUAUUUGUUCUUAAUUUGGUGAUAAACAACACCUUAGCCUGUGCGACGUCUCUGCCAUAUAUCGCCACCAUGGCGUUCAACUAUACCGACGAAGUCGACCUGGUGUUGUGCAGGGUCAUGGGGUAUAUCACCUAUUCCAUUAUAACUUCCGAAUUGCUAGGACUCGAUCUCGUCGCGGUCAACAGAUAUUUUCUUAUUGUGAGAUACAGUACAUAUUUACAGAUCUACAACGAUAAGAAAAACAUUGGAUUGAUGAUACUAAUGUCGUUGACUAUUUACCCGAUAAUGCUGCUGUUUCCCGCGACUAAUAUCUGGGGAAAGCUCAUGUACGACCGAAACAGGUUCUUAUGUCACCCAUUCAAAGCCAACGAUAGCUUUGCGAAAUUCUUUUUCGGAUUUGCUUUGGUAACUUCAGUUCCAUUGCUAAUCUUUGUAUACGCAAGCAUUUUACCGAAAGUGCUUCGAACCCAUCGGCAGGUUAACCAGAAACGGAGUAGAUCUCAACACAUCUCAGACAAGCCUCGGAGACAAGAUGUUCAAUUGGUUUCCCUGGUGACAGUGCCGCUAAUUACAUUUUGUCUGAUGUAUCUACCAUUCGCAAGUAUAUCUCUUGUUGACCCGACGGGAUCUAAAUACGAUCCCAGGAUUCUUACCGUCUUGGUCUACGUUGCCUGGGCCCACUGUUUGGUAAACCCUUUCUUGUACGCCCUCAUGAACCGCAAAAUCCAGAAGGCAAUGAAAGACCUUUUCUUGGGUGCAGACGACAAGGAUGUCAUUUCGGGGGUAACAACAAUCAGACGAUCGAAAACUGAGACGGCUUCCAUUGAUACAAAUCUAUGAACACACUUGUCAGAGAUGAAACUAGGGAUCCCUGUAGUGUAUAUCUGUUCUUCCAGUGGACUUCUAGGAAACUACCGGCAUUUUAGAAAUUUUAGAUUUAGAUUGUAGAAAGGAAUUACGCUUAUUGGUAUCUCCUUUCAAAAAGAAGGAAUAAUUAAUUACAUCAUGUUCGCAAACAAUGUAAUUUAGUUGUUUCUCUGUGAGAGUAUUUGAGAUUGUUCAGUCAAUAGACUGUUAGGUGAAAGACUCAAAAACAUACAACUUUCAUUUUCAAGUGAAAAGUGAGCCCAGUGAAAAGGAGGCCUCUCGGCUCAAUCAACUUAACUUUUAACAGAACAAUGUUUUGAUGACGUCUUACGCUAUUAUGUAUUUUGUUUCGUUCUGUAUUUCACCAUUUUUAUUUCUUUAUUAUCAUACUUUACAUUAGGUUUGGUCUACAUUACUACCAAGUAUUAUGUGAAUUGCGUUUGA